Messenger RNA from Sitophilus oryzae (rice weevil), 2884 nucleotides. RefSeq lists its product as uncharacterized. The coding region runs from base 85 to 2850 and encodes 921 amino acids. The record is from RefSeq and is a predicted model, not a curated record. The transcript has 20 exons. NCBI's taxonomy places the organism in Eukaryota, Metazoa, Arthropoda, Insecta, Coleoptera, Curculionidae.
AAAAAUCUUUCUGUCAAACCAGACAGUUUAUUAAUUCAUUUAAUAAAAUUAUAUCGACCCUAAUAUAGAAUAUUACAAAAAACAAUGGUUGAUAAAAGCACCACACUAAUUUCACUGCCUCAAAUGGUAGAUUUGGCACUGAACUCUCCAGAGGUGGGAAUAGUAAAUUUUACUGUACUCCAUUCCCUGUUGCACGUUAUUGUCAACCAACUGGAUCUUGGUGAGGUGAAUGUUGAGUUUCGUGGUAGUGAUAGUGAAAGGCUCCAAAACUAUAUAUCUACUGCCAGACCUGGACCUAUAGUUACGUUAACUGAGUACACUAUUGGUGCUGAUGGAAAAAGCACAAAGAAGAAAACCAGGCGUACAAAUAAAGGAAAAGCUGAAGAGGAGAAGGGUCAAAAAGAUGAAUCUCAAAAAGAAAAAGAAAUAGCCAUCAUUAAAAAAGAAACUGAUUCUACAGUACCAGAAACAGGUUCUGGAUCGUUUCAAACUAUAGUAGUGGUGGAACCGGCUUCAAGAGAGAAAGUAGCAGACGCGCCCAAAUUUGCCAUAGCCAUAACCAAAGAACAACUGAACAAACUACAACAUGACAUUAAAGAGCUUCAAAGACAAGUAAAGGAGUUAACAGAAAUGCCCGGAAGCAUUGGUCUGAUAGAAGCAAUUAGGACAAGCAAAGAGGGAAGUGCCACCCCAUUACUGGACAUGUUUCAGAUUCUAACAUUGGUGAAGAGACUAGACGCUACAGAGGAAGCCAUGAACAAACUGGCGAGCAUGAUGGAAGAGCUUGCUAAAGGACAAGCCAGUUUAGCAAUGGAACACAGUCGAAUACUAUCGGAGGACCAUACAAACGAUAUAGUAUCACCCUCCAGAGAAGUUGUUGAGCUGUUAGUCAAGUCACAAGAGCUGCGACAUUCGUUGGACGGCACUAUAGGCGGUACCGCCCAAAUCCAGGACCUAUCCGAACAAGUACGAAAUAUACAGGAGAGAGUCACACUGUUGGAACAGCGAAGAUCUAGACUGAGCGCGACAUAUAGUGGUGGUAGUGCCGGUGGUGGUAGUGCCGGUAGUGGUAGUGCCGGUGGUGGUAGUGCCAACGAAGAACAAACGAAACCAAAGAAGAAAAGGGUGUCUAUCGAAUCGGAUAAAGAGGUGGAGUUAGGUAAUACUGAACCUGUCGGAACUGGGUUCAAACUGGAAGGUGAUAUUGACUUUGACAGCACGGAGUUGGCAGAAGUGCCACCUAUGCAAGCCAUAGCCAUUCUGCAAAGGGAACUUAUCAAUCUGAAGGAAAGCUUUCUUGCCAACGAUUCGGGCGUUCAGGCGUUGAGGGAAGUUUUGGAGUUAAAAGAUGCCUUAAUUUCGUCUACUGAAAAGUCGGACAAAAUGCCAGCAGAUGUCAGAAUAGGCCAGAUAGAUUUGCGAGUUAAUGAACUGAAGGAACAAGUUUCUACGCUGGAUACAGUCUAUCAUCAACAGUUCAGCAAAAUAAAGGACCAAGCUGAACACCUAGAAAAAGAAAUAGCCUCUGUAUGGGAACGUAUCAAAUCAGGUUUGCCUGGUGGUGAUACACACGGCAAAAUCGACAGUCACGAAAUCACAGAACUCUACAACAAAUUGGUAGCUUUACAAGAAGACAUGUCGACCAUAACAGAAACCGCCCAAAAGCUGGUGUCUGAAAGAGAAGGACGACAAACUACUUUGGAAGUAAUGGCAGAACAAAUCGAAUUACUGAAAACUGUCAAAGCUGAUAAGGAAGAUCUGGAGGAUGCUCUGGCUGAUAAAGCGGAUGCCUGCCAAAUUAACAGAAAGGUGUCACAUGAGCAGUUCGAUGCAGCCUAUGACGAGCUUACGAAAGCAUUGGAAGAAAAUUUGGACAAACUGAAGACUCAAGAAGAACUCUGGAUACAAUCGCUGAACGAUAUUCAAAAAGAAAUCGGCAACAAACUGGACAAGAUGGAACUACUGCCACUGAAAGAUUUCAUCAACGCAAAAUUGAAAGAAAUUCAGGAUAAAGUCAAGAAAAUAUCAGCCCUACGACAGGAAACCGAAGCUGCAGGUGCCAAAAGCAAAAUAUUAAGAAACGUCAACUGUAUUUCGUGUGAUGCCAACGUUAUAAUGAGGAAACAAACAGAUAUAACUCUAUUCCCUAAACCAUACGCGAUGCCCCCAACCAAAAACCCAGGACCGUACUUGGCAUAUGAGAUGGAUUUGUUGAGGAAACAACAAAAAACCAUACCCAGUACCAAAAAUCUGAGCAUGUUCGAAGGUGCACUUCAAUUUGCCAAGAGCAAACAGGCAGAAAAAGACCAUCUGUGCAAUCGUUACUGCGGAGGUAGCCACACCGUCACAACGCCACAACAAAGAGUGAUGCGCGUCGGACAUUUUAUGGAGCAAUGGGGCCCGGAAAUAUCUCCAGUCAACGAAACGAUGAUCAAAGGAAAAGACGGACAUCUGUAUAAAGGUAGAGAUGAUACCGCUUUGAGAGCUCUGGCCAAUGAAAAACCCCCAGGUGCUAAGGUAGAGGCUCCGGCUAUGGUAAUAACCGAAUUUGGCAGCAAAGACGCAAAAGGGGACAGACCUAAUAGAUCGGAGUCAGGGACGUUAGCAAAGAGAGAGAGACUGUCUUCCAGACCAAAAACUAGCGUUGAAAAAUUACUUGAAGAACCAACUGGCAUAAGACCUUCAACCGGUGUAAAGGCGGUACCUGAAGAACAAAAUGCCUUAGGACCCUCAUCUGGUGUAAAGAAAGUAACCGAUGACCAAGCUGCCGGCAGAUCUUCGACCGGUAUAAAACAGUCAGUUCAUAAAUCUGAUUCAAAAUCGAUUCCAACUUCAUCCGAUACUAACUAAAUUCUAACUAAAUAAACCUUUUCAUAACAUUUUA